AUGAAGAGGAUCUGCACGUUCUGCGUUCUCCUGCUCUGUUUGAUGGACAGAGCCUCGGCCAGGGCCAUCAACGAAGGAAGGACUAAAGAUCUUCGGGUCUCCAGGCCUCUGAUCGUGCCAGGUUACCCAGAAAACACCACGGGGUUGGUGGGUGGUCAGGUGAAGCUGGCGUGUAAAGUCCACCGGCCGGCGUCCACGAAGGUGCAGUGGCUGAAGACGGAGGUCAGCCAGGGGGGACCGCCUCGCCUCCGGGCUCUGACGGCCCUGCAGAGCAACGCGUCCAAGGUGAACACUUUGCAUCUGUCCAACAUCACGCCGGAGGAUGCGGGAGAGUACAUUUGCAUGGCCGAGAACACCCACGAAGGACAGGCGGUUCAGGCCAUGCAGUCGGCGUGGCUGGAGGUCCUUCCCGGUACCAUCAUUUCUCGAACUGUGGACCUGACUGCCGCAGACAUCCCAUCAGAAGUUAUCGACGACCUGAGCGAUGACACCACAGAGCAUCUUCUGCUCGAGCCGGGCAACGUCCUGAAACUGCGCUGCGACCCGAGCACCCGGCCCGGCAUGGCGGUGAACUGGUACAAGGAGGGGGUCCGGGUUCUGCCCACGCCCCGCAUCCAGAUCCGCGGAGCCGUCGUGGAGAUCACAGACGUGACAUACGAGGACUCUGGCGUUUAUGUGUGCGUUCUGCGGGGAAGCAAAGAGCCCGUGAGGAACUUCACCAUCACUGUGGCCGACUCGUUGGGGUCGGGGGACGAUGACGAGGAAACCGGCUUGGAGGACUCAUCGGCUGAGAUGGAAAACGACCAGGUUUACUUCUCCAGAGGUCCUUACUGGACCCACACUCAGCGUAUGGAGAAGAAGCUGUACGCUGUUCCCGCGGGCAACACGGUGAAGUUUCGUUGCCCGGCCAUGGGCAGCCCAAUGCCGAGCAUCCGCUGGCUGAAAAAUGGACGUGAGUUCAGAGGAGAGCACCGCAUCGGGGGCAUCAAGCUGAGACACCAGCACUGGAGCCUGGUGAUGGAGAGCGUUGUGCCUUCAGACAGAGGAAACUACACCUGCUUGGUGGAGAACAAACAUGGCUCCAUCGCUCACAGCUACGUCCUCGAUGUCCUGGAGCGUUCCCCACACAGGCCCAUCCUGCAGGCCGGUCUACCAGCCAACAUCACAGCAGUGGUGGGCAGCGACGUCCAGUUCCACUGUAAGGUCUACAGCGACGCCCAGCCUCACAUUCAGUGGCUCAAACACAUAGAAAGGAACGGCAGCCGCUACGGUUCUGAUGGGACGCCCUACGUUCGGGUCCUCAAGACCGGCAGUCUGAACAUGUCAGAGGUGGAAGUUCUCUAUCUGUCUAAAGUUACCAUGGAGGAUGCAGGAGAGUACACCUGUCUGGCUGGAAAUUCAAUCGGAUUUGCGCACCAGUCCGCCUGGCUCUCCGUCCUCUCAGAGGAGGAAGCAGCGGACGCUAUGGAGACCAUGGAGACAAAGUACACUGACAUCAUCAUCUACGCCUGUGGUUUCCUGGCUCUGAUCAUGGCCAUUGUCAUCGUGGUGUUGUGUCGAAUGCAGGUGCACCCCAGAAGGGAGCCGUUUGACGCCCUGCCAGUCCAGAAGCUCUCCAAGUUUCCUCUUCGCAGACAGUACUCGGUGGAGUCCAACUCGUCAGGGAAGUCCAGUGCAUCGCUAAUGAGGGUGGCUCGCCUCUCGUCCAGCUGCUCUCCCAUGCUGGCUGGAGUCAUGGAGUUUGAAUUGCCCUACGACCCGGACUGGGAGUUCCCCAGAGAGAAUUUAACGUUGGGCAAACCUCUCGGAGAAGGCUGCUUCGGUCAGGUGGUCAGAGCCGAUGCCUACGGCAUCAACAAGGACUCUCAGGGUCCAGCCUCCACUGUGGCGGUUAAGAUGCUCAAAGAUGACGCCACAGACAAAGAUCUGGCCGACCUCAUCUCGGAGAUGGAGCUGAUGAAGGUCAUGGACAAACACAAGAACAUCAUCAACCUGCUUGGAGUUUGCACACAGGAUGGACCUCUGUACGUACUAGUGGAGUACGCCUCCAAAGGCAGUCUGAGGGAGUACCUGCGGGCCCGGAGACCCCCAGGCAUGGACUACACCUUUGAUGUGACCAAGGUGCCUGAAGAGCAGCUCACCUUCAAAGACCUGCUGUCCUGCGCUUACCAAGUAGCCAGAGGGAUGGAGUACCUGGCCUCCAAAAGGUGCAUCCACAGAGAUCUGGCGGCCAGAAACGUUCUGGUGACGGAGGACAACGUGAUGAAGAUCGCUGACUUCGGCCUGGCCAGAGGAGUCCACCAGAUCGACUACUACAAGAAAACCACAAACGGACGACUGCCGGUGAAGUGGAUGGCACCGGAGGCUUUGUUUGACAGAGUCUACACACACCAGAGCGACGUGUGGUCGUUUGGUGUUCUGAUGUGGGAGAUCUUCACGCUGGGCGGCUCCCCGUACCCCGGCAUCCCCGUCGAGGAGCUCUUCAAGCUGCUGAAGGAAGGACACCGCAUGGACAAACCCUCCAACUGCACACAUGAACUCUACAUGAUGAUGCGUGAGUGCUGGCACGCCGUUCCCACCCAGCGGCCGACCUUCAAGCAGCUGGUGGAGGAGCUGGACAAAGUGCUGCUGUCCAUCUCUGACGAGUACUUGGACCUGUCGACGCCCUUCGAGCAGUACUCCCCGUCGUGCGAGGACACGUCCAGCUCCUGCUCCUCCGACAACGACUCUGUUUUUACCCACGAUGCCUUGUCCACCGACCCCUGCCUCCUGGGCUACCAGGACGUGCGCUCCAGGAUAGACAUGAAGACGGCGCUCCGAUAGACUCGCGACGGAAGCCCCUCCCCCUCCCCGCGUUUACAGACACGAACACAACACAUGUAACACAUCCACUGGCGGCCAUAUUGGAGGUCUGCAGAAGCUCAAAAAAAGUUCACAAAAUUGGACCUCCAUUGUGGCACCAGCCAAAGCCCAUAGGUAUAGUUGGGCAUUUAUACAAACACACACAUAUAUAAACACAUGUAUGCACGUGGAGCACUGAGGCCGGUGGGCUUCAUCACAUGGUGAUGGUUUGAAGAAAAACAUUUCAUCAUGGGCAUAAGAAAAGAGGACAAACUAAAAAACAAAACGCGGUACUUUGGACUAUCAGCU
Messenger RNA from Cyclopterus lumpus (lumpfish), 3150 nucleotides. RefSeq names its product fibroblast growth factor receptor 4 (gene fgfr4). The transcript has 20 exons. Bases 1 to 2823 code for a protein of 940 amino acids. The record is from RefSeq and is a predicted model, not a curated record. Gene Ontology annotation, molecular function: fibroblast growth factor receptor activity; ATP binding; fibroblast growth factor binding. Lineage: Eukaryota; Metazoa; Chordata; Actinopteri; Perciformes; Cyclopteridae. Gene Ontology annotation, cellular component: signaling receptor complex. Gene Ontology annotation, biological process: protein phosphorylation; multicellular organism development; regulation of bile acid biosynthetic process.